GAAAAGAAAAAGCAAAAUGUCACCCUCAUAAAUUACAGGAUUCCACUAUAUUACCCAAUGCGCCGACGCCUCACCCGGGGGAUUAAUCAUCCGCGUGCUCCUGCUCCUGCUACGGCUGAAAAGACCUGCCUAAAUGGCGGCGAGGCUGGGACUUAUGUCUCAGCUCUUUGUCUUCUUGAUUACGGGUGAGAAUUAGAUUUCUGAUUCAGGGAAAUACAGCGGCAUUGCGUGUGGUUCUGUUGCUUUCCGACUGUCCCGAUGAUCGGACUUUGCGACCAUGUCCUCCAACUCCCUGUUCCAUAGAGCUUCCGCGGGGCCGUCAUCCUCCGCAGUAUACACUCAGCUCCCGAACGACUCGACUUCUUUGCUAGAUUCUAGCACGCAGGUUGACUACUCACAAGAUGGUAUCGCAGGGAAUAAACCUGAUUCAAAUCGAAUCGCUAUCGACACCCGAGACGAAGACGAGAUCGACGAAGAAGAGGAACGCAGACAGGAUGGAGUCCGGCAGGCCGAGGCUAUCACAUCCUCCUGGACGUUUCGAGCUUUGGUAUUCACCUACGUUUUUAUCUACAUCUUAACGUUCGUCAACUCGCUACAGCAACAGGUCACAGGCAGUCUGGGCCCAUAUGUCACCUCCAGUUUCAAGCAACAUUCUCUGUUCUCAACGACCCAAACCUUGUCCAGUAUUGUCGCCGGUUGUUCGAAGCUCCCGAUUGCGAAGAUCCUAGAUAUAUGGGGCCGAGUUGAGGGUUUCAUUCUGAUGACGGUUCUGUGCACACUGGGACUUGUCUUGAUGGCAGUUUGUAAAGAUGUUGAGACUUAUGCUGCGGCUCAGGUCUUCUACUGGGUUGGAUAUAAUGGAAUGGGAUACGUGAUCAACAUCUUCCUGGCGGAUACCACGUCCCUCAGAAACCGGAUGAUUAUGUUUGGACUCAACUCGACACCGUUCAUUGUGACCGUCUUCAUUGGUCCAUACGUUGCGCAGUUAUUCCACACAUACAGCACAUUCAGAUGGGCAUUUGGUUUCUUCGCCAUUGUCGUUCCUGUUGUGUCGAUUCCCGUCGCGGCCAUUUUCCUGUACAGCAACUAUAAAGCGAGGAAAAUGGGCCUUGCUCCUCUUCGCACUGUCAGCGGGAGAACCACCCUCCAGGUCCUUUACCACUAUGCGCGCGAGUUUGAUGUUAUUGGUUUGCUUUUGGUGGUUGGCGGCUUUUCCUUGCUGCUCCUUCCACUUACCCUUGCUGCAAGUUCUGUGAAUCAGUGGCACAAUUUGUAUAUCAUUGCGAUGCUGGUUAUUGGAGUCGCUCUUCUGGCACUAUUCUGCGUUUGGGAAAAGUAUUUUGCUCCAGUGACAUUUGUCCCAUUUCAAUACCUUCAAGAUCGAACUGUGUUUGGUGCUUGUGUUUUAUCCGCUACCCUUUUUUGCAGCUUCUACACAUGGGAUGUCUACUUCUCCUCCUACCUGCAGGUAGUCCACAACCAAAAUAUCCGCAACGCCGGCUACAUAGCAAACAUUUUCACCAUCGGCUCCUCCUUCUGGGCUCCCAUAGCCGGUCUCAUGAUCCGCUACACUGGCCGUUUCAAGUGGCUGGGUCUAGCAGCCGUUCCCGUUUCAGCAAUUUUUACGGCCGCAAUGAUCUACUUCCGACACCCGGGUACAAAUAUCAGUCUUAUCGUGUUGAUCCAGAUCUUCAUGGCCUUUUCCGGGGGUACACUAGUCAUGACAGAGCAACUAGCCGCUAUGUCUGCAGUACCGCAUAACGAAGUCGCCGUCGUUCUUGCACUCGAAGGUCUCUUUAUGAGUAUCGGAGGAUCAAUCGGACAGUCGAUAUCGGGUGCUAUCUGGACGAACAUCCUGCCGGACAAACUAGUUGAAUACCUCCCUGAUAGUGAAAAGGCAAAUUGGAAGGAUAUCUACGGAUCACUUGAAGUGCAGCUGUCGUACCCCGUGGGCAGUCCCGCAAGGAAUGCGAUUAUAAUGGCGUACGGAUACGUGCAAAGACGGAUGUUGCUUGCGGGUGUGUGCUUUAUGCCGUUGGCCCUUGGGUGUGUGUUGCUUUGGAAGAAUAUUGAUGUUAAGGGGAAGCAGCAGACGAGGGGGAUGGUUUUUUGAGCGUUGCAUGUUGUAUGUGAGGUGCUUGGUGUUGGUUCAUUUGUAUAGUGCUUGUAAAAGCGUCUGCAUUGCAUAGGUAGAGUAUAGCAGUGAUCGUCUGGACGAUCUUGAACUCAGUUAAACAUAGUCCUUUGACAGAUAUCUUGUGACCUUCUGAACUCCCGC
Messenger RNA from Aspergillus ruber CBS 135680, 2278 nucleotides. Its product is annotated as siderophore iron transporter mirB. The record is from RefSeq and is a predicted model, not a curated record. The coding region runs from base 278 to 2113 and encodes 611 amino acids. The transcript is spliced from 5 exons. Lineage: Eukaryota; Fungi; Ascomycota; Eurotiomycetes; Eurotiales; Aspergillaceae. Gene Ontology annotation, molecular function: transmembrane transporter activity. Gene Ontology annotation, biological process: transmembrane transport.